CUGGAAUUCUCUACCAGGACACAUAAUAUCAUCACCUUUACAGUGUUAUAAACUUCAAGGAUUAAUAUAGGUCAAUAGACCUCCUAUCUUUAUUACUAAAGACUGAAUCUACAAUGACCUCUGCGGGUUCCUCAAAUAUCUUUGAGGUCGUUCCUUUUUCUUCCCACCCUCUGGUAUGGUCAACCAGUUGAGAAGUAUGGCCUGCAGACAUGUCCAAAACAUGGUCCAAAGCGUCUCAAAAUGUUCUGGGAACGAGGCACCAUACUCACCAAUUGUUGAUACUGGUUGUGACUCCCCAUCUAGCCUUCCUAAAGCCUGUAAAACAUCGGGACUAUCCGAAAAAAAAUCUGAGUCUCACUCCGUAAUUGAUGCAAAGUGUCUGAACAAAAGCUGUGUUUCAUCAAGUGUUCCUCAAGCUUGUGAUUUCCACUGCGAAGGAGACCAACAAUUAAAUGUCAAAUGUGCACAGUCAAAAAAGAUAGCAUCUGAAGAUUUGGAUGACCGUCAAUCUCCAAAUGAUUACCUUUGGCAAAAAUUGGAAGCAUUGGUUGAUCAGAUGAUCUCAGAAGAGGAUGGAAUUCCCGUCCGCAAUGUUAAAAGUCUAAUGUCAAUAAUUCCCAGCACAUUUACCGGUAGUGAUAUUGUUCAUUGGUUGAUGGAACACAUUGGAGCUAGUGAUGUUACUGAAGCCGUUCAUAUUGCUAGUCGUAUUGCGUCUAUGGGUUAUAUUUUUUGCAUUGAUGAUCAUGUACUCACUGUGAAAAAUGAUGGACACACGUACUAUCGAUUUCAAACUCCUUUCCUUUACCCAAGUCGAUGCAUGGAGGCAGAUACGGCAGAUUAUGCUGUUUAUUUAUGUAAACGCACCAUGCAAAAUAAACAGAGAUUGGAACUGGCUGGAUUUGAAGCUGAACGCCUGGCUAGUUUACAAAAUAUUUACUGCCAUAAGUGGGAGUUCAUUUAUAUACAGGCAGAAGCAGAAGCUAAGGUAGAUAAGAAAAGAGAUAAAUUAGAGAGACUGGUACUUGAAUCACAAGAACGAGCCUAUUGGGAUUUACAUAGACCACCACCAGGCUGUAUCAAUACAACGGAUAUUGAUAUGCGUAAGUUGUGUCGCGCUAAACGCCCUAAAAAAACCACAUCUCGACCUAUAAAUUUCCCUAUUCCGAGUGGCCCAGAUGGAUCUAUUUUAUUUUCCGUUUUGGAUGGUCUUUCACUACGAGAUAGGAUAGACAAACUUCAUACUUGUUCACGUACAAGAAUUAAAUCAUCUAAAGCUGCUGAGAGUUUGCAAAACUUUGCCGAUCAGUAUUCUGAAUUUGAUUUACUUUUAUCUACGUCAACAUCUAUCAGUUUUUCUGCACCGUCUACGAUUGGAAUAAGUCAACCGAAUACAGCUUCUUCUACUAGCCAGUUGGCGUUAGGUAGUUUAAGUGUGAAUACUAAUUCCUUUACCACUGCCACUACGCCAACAUCUAUAUUACGUACAUCCGGUGAUAAAUUAAUUCACCAUACUCGUAGUAUUUCAGCUACUGGAUUUAAUGGAAUCACAUCAUUAACUUCAAUGUCAUUAGCUCGUACCAGCAGUGGAACAGGAAAUGGUGCACAUAAUUUCUCGACAGGUGGUCAAAUUUCUAGUGGACAUGGAUCAGCUAAACAUAUGGGAGUAAUUACUGCUAAUUCACCUAAUUCAGGCCUUCUCACACUACGUUGGUAUUUUGGCCCGGAUUACUAUUACAUAAUACUAUUGGACUCUGUCUUUCUCGUCAAGCCGUCGGUGCCAUCAUUCGCAGGAGAAUCUAUGUUAAAUCAAGUGGACUUAUUUGUGGUUGUCAUCUCAGAGAGCAGCCUUCAAGUAACAUUCAUUCCGUAAUAAUUGUUAUUAUCAUAUCGCUCGAUAUAUCAUUUGUAUUAUAACUGUGAAUUGUGAUCCUUGGUUUUUACCCGUACACAGACACCUAAAGUUUUUACGGUUAACUCAUUUGGUAUAUUAUUAUUGACUUAGUGUAUUGAUGUACCUUGUAUAAACUCUUUUUGCUGGGAUUCACCACAAGGUCUAACUUCACAAACCACUCCUUAUAUAACAAACUCGGAAGUUCUGGAUCUGCACCGGUAGCUUCUCUCUGCACGUUUUCAAUGGUAUUUGAGUCAUCUUUAUAAAGGAGCUCGCAGCCUGAUCCCAGUUUUUAAGUUUGGAUCUCACUAAGUUUGUAUACACUGUAGUGGACAUAUUAGUAUUCAACUUGAUAAUUGUCCGUCUUAAAGCCCAUAGGGUUGUAAGCUGUGACCGCGCGGCACUAGGUCGUAAUUUUUAGAUCAUGAUCGUAGUACCCUCAAUGUACAUGUAGACACACUUGGUUGUAUUGAUAAGCAACAGUUAUUUUUUAGACCACCUAACCAGAAAUUUUAAAUCUGUCUGACGUGAACAUUCAUUCACGUCGCCUGCUAUUUCUCGCCAAAUUUUUAUAUAAUCAGCGUAAAUUAACGCCAGGGACUCAACUACACUUGGGAGUUCAUUUAUAUACAUAAUAAGGAGUGAAGGAUUUAUAACAAAUAUCGUUAGUUUAUUGAGGAGAAAAAAUAUCGGCAUUUUGUAAAGAUAUACUAUAUGAAUUAACCAUCUGGAUCUGGGACCCCUAAGACUUCGGUCCAAUUUAUGUUCAUAUUUAGAAGCCUGUGGCGACCAGUAAUUCACCUAAAUAGAAGCUUAAAAGCAACUGAAGUAGAUUGUGACCAAUUUAGUUCAAAUGGACAAAUUGCUAGCGGAUGUUGCUUCACCUUGUAUCCCCGAUACAUCAUGUUAUGGAGAUCCUUAACAAACUUUGAUUGAUUUUGAAUUCUAAAUACAAUACGUUCCUUUGUGCUCAUCUACUUUCAUUUGGCUUAAAUCGCGGUUUCGGGAGUUCCUAGUUAGUACGGCAUUUCGAAUAUUUCUAAUUAUCAUACUACAUUUUGUCCGUAGAUUUGAAUUUUGAAGACAAAAGAGUAUGAUAAUCAAAGAUACAUGUCAUUGGUCAAUGAAUGUUAAGGAAUAGAAUUGUUCGAAUACAGAACCCUGAGCUACUGUAUUUGGUAUCUUCGGGCUAUCUAAUAAUGUGGAGCAAAUCUAGUUAGUAGUCUUCACUCACGGCAUUCUUAUAGGUACUCGAUUAGGCACUCAUUAACUCACACGGUCUUCACUUUUAAUUAUACUAUUAUAUCGUGGUGAACGAGAACUAAGGUGGGGAACACUAAUUUAUUGAUAAAUGCAAAACUACAGAGUGCCUUCAUAAGAUAUAAAAACCAUACGUUAAGUACAUUAUUUGCAUAUCUUCAUUCAAUUUUCCUUAGAAUGCAUCAUGAUUCUUCCAAUUCUGUUGUUAUUACAACUGCUAUCUAUUGUCUACCUGGUCUCUCUAAUUCAGACUUCUUAGCAUUCUACUGACAGGUAUUCUGCAUCCAACUUUUGCUAAAUACUACUUAUAUCUGUCCGUAUCGAUAGCACGCACUACACUAUGACCGAUUAUUUCAAAUAUUUCCGGGAAUUUAAAAGAUUCGUGUUAUUCGAAACGUUUUAAACCUUUGGUAAAUAUUUUCUUUAUGACAUGACUGGUCAUAUUUACCCUGAUAAGUCAGAUGAAUGCUGAUCGUUGUGGUCACUUUUGGCUUCAGAUGGUUUUAGGUGGGAACAACAAGUUGGUUAGUACCUGUUAUCUGUAUCCGAGUAUCCGGUGGUAAUUUCUAAACGCUGAAAUACACAAGUGCAUAACUCAACAAAAUGAUUUAUUGAGAUUAAUCAAGUGUCAAACUUCGACACAUUUCUUCUGUUUGCUUAGUAUGGCUGAAGACUGGCUGUAGUGAAGGCGGUCACAGUAUCUGUGUUAAACAAGGCACAGGGUAGAAUAAAUGCUGAUUGAGUGGAACCAUAGAAUGUUUAUGCAAUACAUACACCUGGUCUUCAGUCAUUUAUUUAUAUCCAGUAAAGUCUGUUACAAAUCAUGCUGAUUCCUGAUUGCUUUCUGUUGCUCUUCUACAGGACUGAAGUGUUUUUGACCUCCAGGAUCUUUUCUCUCCAGCCGUCAACAGUAGCAACUUUCACAAGUCAUUCCGCUACACGCGUCAAUUUAGUGACCCUGUAUCUGACUCAAAUUGGACUGUAUGCUGAUUGUCAUCUAAAUAUACGUGUCGACUAUC
Molecule: messenger RNA, 4173 nt
Organism: Schistosoma spindalis
Lineage: Eukaryota; Metazoa; Platyhelminthes; Trematoda; Strigeidida; Schistosomatidae
Source: the annotation of a GenBank genome assembly